AUGAGUCCAGAUCAGAAUGCAAGGGCAUUGACAUCAAUAGCCGGUGCUCAUAACCAACAGGUUAUGAGCCCAAGCGGCUCCGCACAACCAAGCGUGCCUCCGUUCCCCACGGCAGCAGGGCCGUCAGCACAGUUCGGAGGCAUUCAGUUCAUGCAAGCAACCCGGCUGGAGAUCCCGACGUCAAUCCUUCAGCAGUUUGCACAGGCAGCUUCGCUGGAUGCUUCUAUGCUCCAUGACCUGAGAGCAGCUGUCAUUGAACUGAAUGAUCGUAUGCAGUAUAGAUCCAACGUUUUGGGAGAUGCAUGCGUAACGCUCCACUCUGGAUACAAUGCCAUAGUGGAUAACCUGGACAGGCUCCAACAAGGAAUGGAGGCCCAUAGUCGUACUUUGGCCUUUCUCAUGAAUGAAAACCUGUCUUUAAAGCAAGAGAUAGAAUCCACCGGUGAGCAGCUCAGCACGGACAUGCGACAACAGUUUGCAAUCGUUCGCGAGCAGUUGAGUGCGGUCCAGAUAAAGGCGGAAACGGCCAUGAUGGGCCCGCAACAAUGGCAAGCCCAGGUUGAGGCACACAUUGUAACAAUUCAAAACAACCUUGAGGCUGGACUCCGGAAGGCCAGUUCUGAGAAUGAGACCCUGCGAUCUCGUGUUGGUGUGCUUGAACAGGCAAAUCAAGAGCGGGAGCGGGAGUGGCAAACUUUGAGGCAGGAGCAUCGCGCUUCAGCUGAUCAGAAGGGCUGCGACUCAACUGAGGUCCGCACUCAGGUCGAUGAACUGUGUGCUACUAUGACAGAUCAUGGGCAGCGCCUCGAUGUGAUUUCCCGGGAUGUUGCAGAUCUGCAUGCUUCAGUGGCAGAAGUAGAAUCAUCAGUGUCUCAUUUGGAGGGUCACAGCGCGACCAUCCGAGAGGAGAUCAGGGGUUUACAUCAGAUUUGCGAGCAUUUUGCCGUCUACACAGAUGAGGAACCUGUUGUUGGUGAUCCGGGGAUGGAAGAUUAUGAAGCAGGGUGGUGGGGUCAGCAUAAUGAUGUAGAUGCGAUGCCACAGGGUCCGCCGCCUGGCUUCGGGGAUCAGCCGCUGCACCCACCGGGGACCACACAGAUCCCGCGCAGAAUGUGCCACAGGCGGCGCAAACUGCGUUCAUGCCAGAAUUCAGACCUUCAGGACCAAGUGAUCACGGAGGUAACACGAGCAUCCAUCACGGAGGAGUCUGAAGGUGUAGAAUCAAUUCCGGAGGUGUGUGCAGACCGAGAUUUUCGUGAGGAGGAGAAUCCUAACUCCAUUGUGUGGGCAGUCUGGGAUACGAUCAUUCAUGAUGAGCUAGAUGUAGAUGAAACGGGCACCAUACCCAUCGCGGAGGGAGGAGAGUUCAGGUCGGGAAAGGCAGCUUGCUUUGGCCCAGAUACAGCACCGACCAAGGGCGGCUCCAGCAAGAGCUCCCGAUGCCGCGUCCGCUUACGUGAGGGGCGCUCCACCGGCAAAGGCGCCUACUGUGGUCCUGCCACCAGCACUCCGAACAUCAUCAUCAUCGUCCUCUUCACACGACCAUUCCAACCAGAAUCCUCAUGCAGCCCAGGCAAGCAGCACUGGUCUAGUCAGGUUCGCCUCACGCUAGCCGAUGGCAACACUACAUGUGCAUGGCGUACGAGGGACGGUGAGCUUGCAAUGCCUGGUGAUGAGACCUCCUGGAUUGUCCCUGUAGGUAGGCUGGUGCAGCUAGGCUAUAGGUUUGUCUGGGAUCUGGAUUUGGGUGCUAGGUUAGUGCGGGAGACUGAAGCUGGAUGUGAAACCAUCCACAUGUUCGUCGACAAUGGCUUGCCUUACAUUUACUGGUCGGAUUUUGCCCACCUUCGCAAACAGCUGUCAGCCGCUUUCCGAAACCAGAAGAGGAGCUGCUGUGCCGUCGCGAGUAACGAGAGCGAGCUUAUGAACAUGUUUGUAACACCGGAUGAUUUGCAUGAGUGUGAGGCUGAGGCUAAGGAGUGUGUGUCCCCAGAUUCCAAGGCAUGCAUUGGAGAGCAAGUCGCAGCAGCCUUCUUGAAGCUUGAGAGCAUCACAUAUGACCAUGUUUUGGAGGCUGUCAUGAAGGCGGGUUUGAAACCUCAGAGCAAGUCGAGAUCCUGUGCUGUAGGUCUUGAGGGUUCAGAGGGCAUAAAGUCAUGGGUGUUUGGUGCUUACGGUCAUGGCCCGCACUGCGGCGUGACAACGCGAACCAAUCAAUUCCCGAACCUUGUUGCCUUGAUCAAUCGCUUCAUGCAGCAAGAGAUGCCCGCUGCAUCCUGGUCGUCUUUUACCAUAUCCCAAGACGUUACCUUUACCCCGCAUAAGGACACCCAUAAUGAACCUGAUUCCCUAAACGUGCUUGUCGUGCUGAACCACAAGGGCCAGUGCAAGGGCGGCAGUUUGUGGAUUGAGCAGGAGGAUGGCGAUCAAAUGCGCCAGAUCAAGCCGGAUCUGAAUCUUCGGGGUGUUGUCAUGCCGGUGCUAAGGCGUCCAGUGCAGUUCAGUCCAACAAAGUGGCAUGGAACCACGCCUUGGAAGGGCACACGCGUAGCAUUGUCAUUUUUCACGACUAGGAACGUGCUUACCUUGCCGGCAGAUGAACAGAGGCGAUUGAAGGAGUUGCACUUUCCAACCUGCGAGGCAGUUGCUGCUGCGGCCGAACACAUCGCAUUCCCCCUAAGCCUGAACCCCGCCGAUGACCAGUUUCCUGAGGACCUUGAAGCCAAGACGACGGACGCGACGGUAGGCGAGGGUCAGUUCAGGGAGAAUGUGUCGGAUGAAUUCCAGGAUGGCGGGUUGUUUGGAGAUGUGUUUCAGGGUCUAGCUGAUCCCGAUGGUCCGCCCGCGAGCUCCGACAUGUGGCCUUUGGAUGACGAUCUAGCGGAGUAUGAGCCUUCGCUUGCAGAUCCUGAGGACAUUUUCCAUGCGAGUCAAUUCGAUGAUCAACCUGGUGAGGCAAGUUCCCGGGAGUUUGCGUUGCCUGCGGCUGCGCCGGAAGCUCCGAAAGCUGUGAACUGGCAGAAGUAUCAUCUGCUUUCCUAUGAGGAGGAGCAGUUGGCGAAUCAAGUCGAGGAGAAGCUACUGGAAGCGAGCACAGCGCCGGCUCAAGCGGAGACGGUGGACUUGAAGGGUUUCUAUAAGGGUGACAGACAGCAGCAGUGGAAAGCCUCACUUGUGAAGGAGUAUGGGAAGAUGAAAGAUGUCCUUGAGGAAGCGACCCGGGAUCAACUACAUGGCAGAUUGGGCCUGCCUGCGGGGACCCGCUUACCUCGUGAAAUCCCUUCUAAGGUUGUGGCAACACUCAAACCGAGCGAGGACCCGACGUUGGCCAACGAGGAUGGGUUUGCCGAGAAAAGCCGAAUAUGCGCUUGUGGCAACUUUGAAUCAGGAGCUGACAACAAUGGUGAACCUUGGACGUCUUCAAACAUCCCACCUGAGAUUGUGCGGACUUUCGUGUCAUUGGCUGCAUCAACGGAGAAUUGGACUUUGGGGGGCUUGGAUGUCGAGGCCGCCUUUCUGAACGCCGACAUUUCCUCCGGAGAUCCUGUGAUUAUUACUCCACCCAAAGUUAUGCGAGACCUAGGGCUCGUUGGUGCAGAAACGGUGUGGAUAGCGCGAAAGAACAUCUACGGGCUCCGUCGGGGCCCGACCGAAUGGGAGAAAGAGCGCGACACGAAGAUCAAUCAUGCAACCAUCCAGGGCUCCAAGGGCGACAAUCAUUCAGCACUGACUUUCAUUCCGAUCAACCUUGCCGCUGGCCUGUGGAAGCUGGUAGAUGAGAAGGGUGUGGUCGUUGGAGCGUGCUGUUGCUAUGUCGACGAUGGUCUGGUCGUGGGCGAUGUGGAAGUGAUCCGAAGAGUCACUGCUUUCAUUCAGAGUUUGUGGUCUAUCAAGGGUCAGGGUAUUCUUGAGAAACCAGGGGUAGGACUUAGCGGAAACCUCGUUGUGAGUGAAACCUUGACCUUGAAGCUCGUUCGGUGCAUGCGAUUCCUCGGUGCAGAGAUUGCUGUGGCGAGUGAUGGAUUGCAGAUUGGACAGGCAAAGUAUGUGGCACAAGAACUUCGGGCUCGAGGGUGGCUCACGCUCAAGGGGUCAGAAUCACUACCGGUACCAUCGGAGGGCCUUGCGGCGUCUGAGAUCCGAGACAAUGCGUUCGAAGCUAACAUGAAACUGGCCCAAAAGGAAGCUGGAACCUUGAUGUGGAUUGCACUCCGAUCCAGGCCGGACAUUGCUGCUUGCUUAGGUGUAGCCAGUACUUUGAUCACUUCCAGGCCGUCCGAGAGUCUGCGAUUGUGCAAGGGAAUCUGGCGUUAUCUUCGAAGCACUUGGGACAAAGUGAUUCAGUACAAUUACGGAG
Messenger RNA from Symbiodinium sp. CCMP2592, 4357 nucleotides. Lineage: Eukaryota; Dinophyceae; Suessiales; Symbiodiniaceae. The record is from the annotation of a GenBank genome assembly.